AUGCCAGACAACGGUUUUAAUCAGCUUCGAUCCCUAAGCCCCCUGGUCAACGCCAUCAAGCUCGGGAAACUAAGUAUUGUCAAGAAACUGAUCGAAUACCUCCGCUAUUCUCCACUCACACAGGCGCAUGGAUAUGCUCUGCUCAAAACUCCAUCGACAAAUUUUCCUAUUUACAAAGCAAUUCAAAUGUUGAUUACUUACAACAGAGAUGACAUUCUGUUCAGGCUCGCAAAGUUAAUACGCCACAAAUUUGGCAGAAUUGACCUCGCAGAUUUCGACGUUUGCGUCCGCCUGGUGGCCAGGACCUCCAACAUCAGAGUAGUAAGAUCUCUCUUCGGCAUUCCAGCCUCACCAGCGUGGACAUUGACCCCGAACACCAUGUGUACGAUUUGCAAUUCUGCGGAUUAUGAUCUGAUAUACUUCGCAUUUCAUGAAGCUGACUGUGCCAACCAAUGUAUAAAUUCACGAGGGCAUCCCUUGCACAUCGCUGUUCGGGCUGUACUCGAAGCCACACGAGCGGUUCACGACACUGAAAAAUACGAUAUUAACGAGCGCGUGAUCUAUACAUUCAAGAGCUACUGGAACGAACCUGUGACAGCGCUUGAUAUAGCAAAUUUUUACGAGAACCAUGCGAUAAUAAAAUGGCUCUUGGACUACGGAGCCAACUAUCCGAGAAGGUUCCCUUAUUCGCAUAUUUCCGGCAGAAUAUACAACUGCAUACGAGAUCGAGCUAUCGUGGAUGACCCAGGAAUGAGAGAUUCACCGUCUUAUGGGCAGUAUCAGAGUAUGAGUGUAGAGGCGCGGGAGAGAUUUGUAUUUGGCCUUGAUCAGUAG
Molecule: messenger RNA, 834 nt
Organism: Bipolaris maydis ATCC 48331
Lineage: Eukaryota; Fungi; Ascomycota; Dothideomycetes; Pleosporales; Pleosporaceae
Source: RefSeq, a predicted model, not a curated record